Messenger RNA from Astrephomene gubernaculifera, 1531 nucleotides. The record is from the annotation of a GenBank genome assembly. Lineage: Eukaryota; Viridiplantae; Chlorophyta; Chlorophyceae; Chlamydomonadales; Astrephomenaceae.
UGUACAUAACCGUUUUAGGUGGAUCGCGGGCCCGAGGCUGUGACCGAGUUUAAUUUGCCGACUCUACCGGCACUUUGCUUUCCGCAGCAGAGUGUUUAGAGAAAACAUCGGCUUCAACCGUUUUACAAUUGGCUUUUAGGUGUACUUAUGGGCCGUGGUCAGAAGCGAUCAUGGGGAGGCGGCGGCGGUCGAGGCGGCGGUCGCGGGGGCAACUCAUGGCAACAGGACAAGCGGCCGAAGAAGGACUACCUUGGCCGUGACGAUCUCCACAACGCCGCCUUCGAGGAGUACUACAAGGCGCAGGAGAUCGUCCCCGAGGGCGAGUGGGCUGCCUUCCUGGCCACGCUGCGCCGCCCGCUGCCCGUCACCUUCCGCAUCAACGGCUCCGGCAAGUUCGCGGACCACCUGCGAGACAAGCUGAAACACGACUUCUUCGCCAAGCUGAGCGGAGAGGAGCUCACGGUUGACGGCGAGCCCGUGACGGCCCCCCGCCAGCUGCCCUGGUACCCGCACGGCUACGCCUGGCAGCUGGAGUUCAGCCGCAACCAGCUGCGCAAGCUGCCGCUGCUGGCCGCCAUCCACGACUUUGUGAAGCACGCCAACGACGCGGGCAGCAUCAGUCGGCAGGAGGCAGUGUCCAUGGUGCCGCCGCUGUUCCUGGACGUGCAGCCGCAACACAGGGUUUUGGACAUGUGCGCCGCCCCCGGCUCCAAGACCUUCCAGCUGCUGGAGGCGCUGCACGCCGGCAGCCGCCCCGGCCAGACGCCCGCGGGCCUGGUGGUGGCCAACGACGCGGACUUCAUGCGCUGCAACCUGCUGACCCACCAGACCAAGCGGGUGUGCAGCCCCUGCCUCAUGGUCACCAACCACGACGCAUCGCGCUUCCCAACGCACCUAGCGGGGGUGCCGCCACAGCAGCAACCACAGCAGCAGCAGCAGCAGCCACAGGAUGCGGGUGUGGUGGGUGCGGAGGCGGGCGCUACCGCUGCUGCCGCAGCUGCCAAGCCGCAGCGGGUGGAGGUGCGGUUCGACCGCAUCCUGGCUGACGUGCCCUGCUCGGGUGACGGCACGCUGCGCAAGAGCCCCGACAUCUGGCGGCGGUGGAACAUCAGCGGGGGCAACGGGCUGCACUCCAUGCAGCUGCGGAUUGCCAUGCAUGGGGCGAAGCUGCUGGAGGUUGGCGGCCGCAUGGUAUACAGCACCUGCACCUUCAACCCCGUGGAGGACGAGGCGGUUGUGGCGGAGCUGCUGCUGCGCUGCGGCGGCGCGCUGGAGCUGGUGGACGUGGCGGACUGCCUGCCGGAGCUGCGCCGCAUGCCGGGGAAGACCCACUGGAAGGUGCGCGACCGGAACCGCUUCUACGACAGCUGGGAGGAGGCGCGGGAGGUGGGGUUCAAGCUGGAGGCCUCCAUGUUUUCCUCCCCCGAGAAGGCGGCGCUGCCGCUGCACCGCUGCAUGCGCUUCCUGCCGCACCACGGGGACACGGGCGGGUUCUUCGUGGCGGUGUUGAGGAAGGUUGCGGAGCUGCCGG